GCAGCCCUCUCUGCGAAGGUAUUUAUAAGUUUUCUUCUGUUUUCCUCAAAGAGACUUCAACAGGACUUUUCCUUGUUUUCACUGCGAGUCCAUAUUUGUGGUUUGAUAUCUUAACUCUGAACUUUGAACUGGCCGUUGUAUCCAAAUACUUUAUAUGAACAUGUGGAUGUGGAUUUUGAUCGGCCUUGACUUCAUCACAAAGGUGCAUGGGUAUCCAAAUUCUCCCUUCCCGGACUCGUGUGUAACGAUGUCACCUAUUCACAAGUCCAGAACAGGGCAACUUAUUCCUCCUCAGACCAAAAUACCGCCCUAUGAGGUCUCUUAUGCAGAGGGCAGAGAGGGAGAGCCUAUAAUAGUUUCUCUCCGUGGAUCCACAUCAUUCCGGGGAUUUAUGUUGGAGGCGCGACAGACAGACGCGGCCAACGACAUGGGUCCUGUUGGAAAGUUCAUCCUGCUUCCGUCUUAUGGGGCUAGACUGAUGGCAUGCAGUAGAUUAGAAGGCUCGGCUGUUAGUCAUAUAAACGAAGCUAGAAAGACGUUGAUACAAGUUAACUGGACAGCACAGGGAGAAGAGCUAAAUAUCACUUUCAGAGCUACAUUUGUUCAGUCUUACAGUACGUUCUGGGAAGGAGUGGAAGUGAAUGUCAUUACACCUACUCCGCCAAGUACUACAACAAGUACUGAACCAAGUACUACAACAAGUACUCAGAGGCCAAGUACUGCAACAAGUACUCAACCAAGUACUACAACAAGUACUGAACCAAGUGCUACAACAAGUACUCAGAGGCCAAGUACUGCAACAAGUACUCAACCAAGUACUACAACAAGUACUCAACCAAGUACUACAACAAAUACUGAACCAAGUACUACAACAAGUUCUCAAAAGCCAAAUGCUACACUUCCAGAGGAAGGAGUUCCUGUGCUGAUGAGUAUCGACAGUUAUACUGACAUACUGAAAGUGGGACUGUUAAACAUAGCCACCAACCUCAAUGGCCACUUUUCUCUUUCUCUGUGUAAGGGGUUGAUGAUAUUGUGCAGUGUGGUUUGUGCAGCAGUUGAAAUAAUUGCUGUGGUCUGGUUUUACUUGGAGGAUUCCUCUGAAGUCACUCUUGUAGCUCUUGUGUAUGUGGUGAUAGCAGUUAAUUUCGUAGAGCUGGUAAUCGUCACUCUGCCAUUAGGACCCAGUCAUGAACUGAAGGAGAUCUGUCACCUGGCUGUCAGAAUGUGCUCUGUCAUCCAUGAGAUUUUUGCAAUUGCUGUCAUAUUUCUUGGCGUUUUGGAGAUUGACAAUUGCAGGCAGAACAGAAGAGAGUCUUGGCUUCUGAAAGUGAUGAUCGCUUACUCUGCAUGGAUUUUCCUGUUUGCAGUCUGGGUUUUCAUAUUCAGUACACACAUAAAAAUAAUACUGAGGAGAAGCAAAAUAGUGAGUUCAAAAAGGAGGGAGCAAAAGAGGCAACAAAGACAAAAGAAGCUCAGUGCAGCCGAAAAGAUUGUUGUUGCUGCUUCAGUAAUCAUCAUCGUUGGAGCCUGGACUUUCACUAUAGCUAUCAUUGUUGGGAUAUUCAGAUGUCAGGAAAAGUAGGCUUGUGCACCCUGAUUCGUGAAGAUGUUCUGGUACUUGGUUGUAUGUGAUGUACAGCUGUUUUUCUCUUUUGGACAUUUUUCUAUUUAGUCACAUAUUUGUAUGUUAUUCAUAAGUAUAAAUUCAAUUUGAUUACAAGUUUUUACUUAAAAGUGUAAAUAACAUAAAACAGUUUUUUCCCCUGGGUGGUGCCUCGUGAGCCAAAUCUGAAAAUGAAGUAGUGUCUAAUUUAUUAUAUAUUAUGUACAAGUACAACAUACCAGUAAACAGACAGACAUUGUUUUUCAUUUUCCAAGGAAGUCUGAAAUCAGAGAGAAAUAUUUGCAGGAGUUACUCAUGCUUCAUACAGUAGGCAUUUAUCUCUUUGUGCCAGGCACAACCAGUCAUCUCUGAGGAGGUGUUUCAGUGGCGUGGUCAUUUCCUUGGCAAGUAACUGUGUGGAAUGUGCUACUCCAUUGAAAAACAAGCCCCUCAUGUAGCUGAAGUACUUUACUCAUGUAAAAUAUAUAUGUGCCAAAUUGAUAUAAAAUGUGGAGAACUCAAUUGUGACAAACCUUCCCUACCUAACCCUCCCUUGUGUUGAAGGUCAGCCAGAUGAAACUACAGCACAUACUGUAAAUGAAUCAUAAAGGCUGAAUCAGUUUCUAUGUCUGUAAUUCUUGGACUAUGUGGAUGAGUUUGAUUUGAAGUGUACAAACCAAACUAAAUACAACCUCUAAACAUCAAAGUCUGGGAUGCAGUAGACAGAGGCCCCAAAAGAUUUUUUACUAAGAUUUGCAAGACUUUCAAAUCUGUACAGUAAAACCAAUGUUUUGUGUGUGCGUGUGUGUGUGUGUUUGAAAAAGAGUUCAAAAAGGAAAAAAUCCAUAUUAAACUCUUGAAUGGCUGAGAUUGACUUGUUAAUGUUUCAACACAGGUCAUGUGUGUUAAUCAGGUGAGGUGUGUUAAAAUAAAAUCACAGUUGUUUUGUG
Toxotes jaculatrix (banded archerfish) is the source of this 2553-nucleotide messenger RNA. RefSeq lists its product as uncharacterized. The record is from RefSeq and is a predicted model, not a curated record. NCBI's taxonomy places the organism in Eukaryota, Metazoa, Chordata, Actinopteri, Toxotidae. The coding region runs from base 155 to 1582 and encodes 475 amino acids. The transcript is spliced from 13 exons. Gene Ontology annotation, molecular function: oxidoreductase activity, acting on metal ions.